ACUUCUAUGACGUCAUCAGACUGAAAUCGAGGGACCACUUUUUUGGCUGCGGUAAAAACACCAGUCCGAGACGCGUUCCAGGCACCAUAGUGGUGGUGCAGUCCACAGUGGUGCCGGUGGUGCAGUCAGUGCAGUCAUGCCAAUGUGCGCAAUGUUCGGCUGCCGAAGCAACAGCAAGUCCUCUGCGCAGCAGAGUAACACAGAGCCAAAUGUAGGGCUGCACUGUUUGCCAAAGGUGAUAACGCGACAGUGUGAGCGUACAAAGGUGCUGUCUGAGAAACGCCGAAGCCUCUGGCUUGCUCGGAUACAUCGUAAGGAUCUUAAGAACCUAGACAACGUCCGUGUCUGCGGUCGUCACUUCAUUACAGGCAAACCUUCAGCUCUCAUGGACGACACAAACCCCGACUGGGUGCCUACCCAGCACCUGGGUUACGAACGUAGUGAACAACCUCCGGCUUCCCGUUUCCAGCGUUCCAAGAAACGCCAAAAAAAGCGAGCGUUAACCGCCACAGCGAGCACUGAAUUCUGCCAAUCCCUUGAAAAUAACGCACCUUCGCCAGACUGCACCAUGGACUCUCAUGUUCCCUCUUCUAGUUGCAUACUAGACUCAGCAGCGUGCAACAAAGAUGCUGCCAUGCAAACAGAAUUGGCGAUACAGGACCUGCGAGCAGUUGAAGCGGAUAACAGGAGGCUUGCUUCUGAGCUGCGUUCAUUGGCAAAGCGAAAGGCACACUCUCGCCCAUGUGAUUACAAGCAGAACAGGCUUGACAACUGGAAGAAGCCAAAGCCAGACGCGGUUCCGACACAACCUCCCUCUCGUCGUGCAUCGAAACAGAAAAAGAAACCGGUGCUGCAGAGACGGUCCAAGUCCAUUCCAUCUGUUCCUGCUCGUCCUGAGAACAACUGUGAUCUAUCUACACUAUGUGAAGUGAGCAUACAUCUGCUUGAAGACUCUGCUGAAGCAGAAAGCACCGAAAUUCCUUCAACAUCAUUACCAUCAUCUGCAGUGGACCUGCAUAACCUGCACAAAGAUGUUUUAGCAGCUGGUGAUAGCUCGUCCUCUUCCCCUCCGAUUUUGUCUCGGAGAGAGUCGAAUCCCAGCGUCCCUUCUGCAAAGCCGAGCAACCUCCCUGCCAGCUCGGAAUGUGCUGAACUUAGAAGGCAAUUGGUUAAUGUGAUGAGGAAGAAUGCAGACUUACAGGAGUACUGCGAGAGGGCAAAGAAGGACAUGAGCUGUCUAAGGAUGAAGGUAGGUGUUCUUGAGACUGAACUCCAGAAUCUUAAGUAUGGUAUGAAGUUCUUGAAUGAAGAUCAGCUUCAGGCACUUUUAGGGGACAGUGUGCAAGGUUUCAUUUGGUCUGCAAACACCAUCAAGCAAGCCCUUCAGAUCAAAGAUACAUGUGGGAAGGCAGGUUAUGAAACACUAAGGAACCUGGGGUACCCACUGCCAUCUAUCUCAACUCUCGAACGAAGGUUACAGAGCCAGAGUUCAUUUUCAGGCAUUCUUUUGGAAGCUUUUGAUGUACUAAAGUGCAAGACUGAGGGCAUGGAAGACACAGAAAAAGACUAUAUACUUUUCGUUGACAAGAUGGAGAUUGCGCAAGUUGUGGAGUGUCAUCUUGGUUCUGUGCCACAUUCAGAGCGCCUUGAGAAGUCGAAACUGCAUCUUAAUGUUUAAGGUUUCUGGUAUGAAUCAGCAUUGGACACACAUAGUUGCCUAUCUCUUGGUUGGGCAGUGCAUCGAUAACUCUGCUUUAAAAGAGUUUGUGAUGGAGCUUGUCUGGUUGUGCUCAGAAAUCGCUCCGAGGGUCCUUGUCGUCACUAGCCAUGUGGGAACUGCCUAUGAUGGAAUGUGGUGCGAGCUUGGUUUUUUACGUCGUGGCGGUUCUUAAAUUGUGUCCUCAAUCCUGCACCCUUUCUUGGAAGGAAAGCAGCUUGUCUUUGUGUCUGGUCUGGCCUGUGUAAAGGACAUUUGUGAACUGCCUCUGAACUCCACUUUGUUUAUUAAUGAUGAGGCUACAGCAGAGGACCAUCUGCCAAGCAAUGAGGCAACUUAGUGGUAUGCAGCUGCGUCACCUCUUCUUAACUGUGAUCUUCCUAACAAGUCAAAUGGUGAUCCAGGGUGUCCGACAUCCAUGCCACCAGUAGACACAUAGCCCAAAGGACGAUUGAAUAUGCUGUGGAAUUGUUUUGAAAAUUGUUUUGAGUCUUUGCAAAUGAGGUUGAUAUAUGCCUUAUCCAGGAAACAGCACCAUGUUGCAAAGCAUGUACUGAUGUGGUGCCGCCCAAUAUGGGCCCACCAUACUGUUGUGUUUGGUUCUUAUGCUUUUGCAUUAUGGUUAUAAUUUCACACUUCUAAGUUCUUUCUUAAAACUUGCACGCAUUGUACAUUAGUCAGUUGAAUGUCCCCAAGUAAUUUGGUGAUAUUUGUGGUUUGCAAUGCGGUGCAGUAUGCAUUCAGUGUUGGUAUAAAAGCAUGCAAGCAAGAACAUCAA
Molecule: messenger RNA, 2495 nt
Organism: Ixodes scapularis (black-legged tick)
Lineage: Eukaryota; Metazoa; Arthropoda; Arachnida; Ixodida; Ixodidae
Exons: 5
Coding region: 137-1678 (513 amino acids)
Source: RefSeq, a predicted model, not a curated record